This is a messenger RNA of Armigeres subalbatus, 1442 nucleotides long. RefSeq names its product probable phosphoserine aminotransferase. Gene Ontology annotation, biological process: L-serine biosynthetic process. The transcript has 2 exons. The record is from RefSeq and is a predicted model, not a curated record. The coding region runs from base 297 to 1385 and encodes 362 amino acids. Gene Ontology annotation, molecular function: pyridoxal phosphate binding; O-phospho-L-serine:2-oxoglutarate transaminase activity. NCBI's taxonomy places the organism in Eukaryota, Metazoa, Arthropoda, Insecta, Diptera, Culicidae. Gene Ontology annotation, cellular component: cytoplasm.
UUUAAUCUGCAGGCAUUUUACACAGUUGCAUUCUACGUGCUUCGUAUGCUCGGUGAAUGUAGUGUACAGGGUGUUGUCGCAGAGUCGGACUAGAUCCAGAUCCACGACUACAAGUGCAGCGAGCUCGACGACAGUCGCCGACAACGAGUUCAGCGCAAAAUUUAAAGUUGGUAAUCAACCACUUGUAAAUGAAUCUUCAUCGGAUUCAGUCGUCACUUUGCAGCUACGUAAUAUAGUAAUACACACUCGUUGGCAACAAUUUAAUAAGAGUUAAUUAAGAGCGGUUCUAGUGCACAAUGGUGAUCAAUUUCGGAGCUGGUCCGGCCAAGUUGCCACGUGAGGUUCUGCUGGAAGUCCAGAAAGAACUUGUGGAACAAGGUUCCAGCGGGAUGAGUGUAAUGGAAAUGUCCCACCGGGGAGCUUCUUACAUGAAACUUCACAACGAUACGGUUGACUUGGCCCGGGAACUACUAAAGGUUCCUGACAAUUACAAAGUUCUGCUAAUGCAAGGUGGAGGAACCGGCCUGUUCGCCGCGGUUGCCAUGAACUUGAUUGGUCGAACUGGUUCCGCUGAUUAUGUGGUAACCGGUUCAUGGUCGGCGAAAGCAGCGAAAGAAGCUGCCAAAUACGGAAAGGUUAAUCAAGUUGUUGCCAAGCCGAAUAAAUUUACACGUGUUCCCAAUCGAAAGGAAUGGAAUCUUGACCCGAACGCUUCGUAUGUAUACUACUGUGAUAACGAAACAAUCGAGGGUGUUGAAUUCGAUACAGUUCCGGAUACGAAUGGAGUGCCCUUAGUAGUCGACAUGUCCUCCAACAUCAUGUCUCGACCAGUCGAUAUUAAGAAAUUCGGCGUCAUCUUUGCCUGUGCUCAGAAGAAUAUCGGUCCUGCGGGUAUUACGUUGGUUAUUGUAAGAGACGACCUUAUUGGAUACCAAAUGCCAAUAACUCCCACAAUUCUGGAUUUUUCGAUUGUAGCAAAGGAUAACUCUAUUAACAAUACACCACCGACUUUCAUCAUCCACGUUGUCGGCCGGGUGUUCGCCUGGAUCAAACGUCACGGUGGCGUCGAAGAGAUGUACAAAACCUCCCUGACCAAGUCGAACCUAAUCUACGACGUUAUUGCAUCAUCCAAAGAUUUCUACUACUGCCCAGUCGAGAGUAACGUACGCAGCUGCAUGAAUGUUCCAUUCCGCGUCGGUGGGGCCGGUGGUAACGAAACACUUGAGAAAGAGUUCCUCAAAGGAGCAGAGGCUCUCGGAAUGCAGCAACUCAAAGGCCAUCGCUCCGUCGGUGGUAUUAGGGCAUCCCUUUACAAUGCCGUCACUGUUGAAGAAACGAAAGUGCUUCACAAAUACAUGCUAGACUUCAUGGCUAAGAAUUCAUAAAUCCAUACACAGUUUAUUCUUCUCAAUCAUUUAAAUAAAACAAAAUCAAUUAUUCUA